Messenger RNA from Actinia tenebrosa (Australian red waratah sea anemone), 6204 nucleotides. Its product is annotated as trichohyalin-like. NCBI's taxonomy places the organism in Eukaryota, Metazoa, Cnidaria, Anthozoa, Actiniaria, Actiniidae. The record is from RefSeq and is a predicted model, not a curated record.
GGCGACGAAGGAUUUGCGGUUUAAAAAGAACUCGAAUUUCUUCGAUAAGACAAAAACAUUGUUUUUUCCCUCAAGCAGUUGAUUCAGCCAUCUUCUGAAGUGGGUUGAUAAAACGACCUUGUCAUAGUACGUCUGGCAUUGUGUCUACUACCUGUUAGGAUUUCAUUCUAAGCUCAUUAACCGGGAUAUAAUUGCCAGAUGAUGGGCGAAUUUGAUCGUAUCUCACGACCAAUCAUGAGAGUUCCAUCCCUCUUGUUGAUUAUAGCCAGUAGUGAUGCUGAAUCGUAAGCUUGGAUUGAUUCCGGCGUAACGUGCUGAGAACUCGGGUUUUCUCUCUCCAACCGCAAACGGUGUGAAAAACAAAACAUAGGAGCUUAGAAAGUUCGAAAACGAGGAAACGCAGGGAUGGAUUAUAACGUUGAAGAGGUAGACGACAUUGAUGUUAUUGUCGAAGACACGAACGUACAAAUGGAACUAGAGAAUAAGUUGGUGUCUGACUUGAUGAAAUCGCUUGAAUACGAACACCAGCAAGAAGGUAAUGAAGAAUUAUUGCAAGAUGGAAAAGAGGAAGCAAAAAAUGUGCCAAAUUAUGGACAAGAACAUGCAAACUUUUGCGAUUUGUCAAAAUCAUGUGGAAGAGAUUUAGGUGGAUCGGAAUACCAUGGAAUUCCAUUGAUUGUCAUCGAAACAGAAGAUGAAUGGAGAAGACGAGAGUGUAACGAAAAAACACUUGAACCACGCGACAAGACUUCGCCUGGGGAAACAACUCUCCAGGGAAAACAGAACUUGAAGCAAGAAGAUUUAGAAUUUGAGAUCAACAUGGAACAAUUCCAGAAAGAAUUGUCUGAUGUUGUGAAAGACGACUCUAAUACUCAAGCAAAGAACAAAGACAUUUUUUCAAGUAUUUUGGAAGAAUUACAAUCCAACAUAGAAGAGGCUGCAUUUGUGUCUCUUAGUGAAGAAAGUACUGAAGAAAGCGAGAGAGAAUUCAACACUGUACUACGUGCUGGUGAUGAGGGUCAGCGUUGUAGCACGAAAAGUGAAAUGGAGAUAAGAAGUAUGACCAGCCAGGGAUAUGUUCUUGACAUGCCUUAUAACAUGUCUGUUGAUGUGCAGGAAUUUGGCCUGGAUUAUUCAGAAUCCUUGCCUACUAUUAAGAAGAACUCUGUCCCAGAUAGUCCAAUGUUGAUAGAUUCAACAAAACGACCUGAACUCGUGCAUGAUGAUGAAGAACAAUCUCAAAAAUCAACUUCAAAAACCCUUGGUGACGCUGAGCUGAUCCCGGAAAAUCUCUCUAAACACGAAAGUGCAAAUCUCAAAGACCUCGUUAAUCAGACCACGCAGUUGUCAAAUAAACCAGAAUGUUUUGAGGAAACAAAAAACACCACUCUUGAUCCCCAAGGUCAGGAUGAUGAAAUUUCGUCCAUUUCGGGUGACUUUUUCGAAAUUAAAAAUGCAGAUGACGUCACCCCUUGUGGAAUCCAAGAGGGGGGUUCUAUUUGCGAAUUACCACACACCCCUAACUGUGACAUUGAGAAAACCAACAUAAAAUUCCAAGAACAUGUUAUGGAGAAUGCCGAUCUGCUCACUGGCAGUUUGAGUGGGAUAGUGAGUAGAAAUGACAUUGAUCAUGAAUUUGGUGUUGACCUUCAAGCUGAAGAAGGAUUUAAGUUACCAGUCGUCAUUAGUAAUGAAGGCGAUGACAGGACGAGGAGUGACCUCGUGAGUGAUCUGAAGAUAUUAGCAGCUGGAGUAGAUGAUGAUAAAUCGGGAGACAGAAUGGCACGAAAAGUUGAACGUUACGAAAACAGCAUUUAUACCGCGAGACAGAAAACGAUGGAUAUCGAGACAACGAAAGUCGUAGAGAAUAAUGACAUUGAAUGGGACGACAGAUCGGAAAUGAAAGAACAUGUUGAGGUAGUUACAGAUUCUUUUAAACUGGAGGAGAAAAAUUUGAUUUCUUUCGAUGAUGAUGAUGAUAAUGAUGUGUUAGUCGCUGCCCAUGGAUUGCCUCUAGCAAUAGGUACGCCAGUGAGUGAAAAAGAAGAAAAUGGUCCAAAUAUGGGACACUCUAUCGAUCUACUAACUGAAAACCGUGUUGAAGAUAGUGGAGACGGUGGUGAUGUACGAAGCAAAAAAAUCAAAACAAACUUUGUGUUAGAGAAGGACAUUUUGUUGGAGGAAAAUGAAAGUGGAUGGAAUUCGCAAGUAAAUGAAAUGGAAAAUGGGAAAAGAGAAGAUGAGAUAGAUGUUAAAAGAGAUCUCUCGUCUGUUCCGGUGAUAGGAACACUGGUCGAGAUUUCGCCACAGUGCAGAGACAAACAAGUUUGUCCCGAGACAGCGGGAAUCCCGCCAGGACCAUUCGRGAACACUGAUGUUAUUAUAAACUCUUGCAAAGAUCAAAUUCUCUGUGAGUCUUCAACUUGUAGAAACAUGUACGCGAGUGAACAAGAAAUAACGAAUAUUACCAGCAAGGUUGAUAAUGUUGGAGACGAAAAACGAAAAAAAGGAAGGAAGGAAGAAGAAAGUAUGAAAGAAAACGAGAAAGUAAAGUCUAAUAAUGCUGUUUUGUCGUGUGGAGAAGACGCUAAAAAUACCUGUGGCUUGAAGGCCGACGCAGGAAAUGAUUCGAAAGCACAAAGUCACGAAAUUCAAACGAUGGAUGAAAAUAACUGCUAUCAGAAAGACGAAGAAGUUGUAGGAAAGAAAAUAGACUCUAAUGUAUGUAGUUCCACGAAGAGACAAAGAGAGCAAGACACUGACAUUGACAUUGAAGUAGGUUUGAAGAAGCUAAAAAUAAAUGACACGUUGGAGGAAAGACGUUCAACAAACGAACAGCAUGAUAUUGGAGACUCACAAGAAUCUCAAAAUAGCUCGUUCAGGUAUAAUAAAGAGGAGAAACGUCAAGGAAUAGAGAUCGUAGAAUGUGAAAAGAACGUACAAAUGGUAGAAAAGGAAUGCUAUUACAGCAGUGAGGAAAAUGUAGCAUCUCAAGAGACUUGCUUAGCGGAAAAAGUUUUAUUUUCUUCGCAGGAACUUGAUUCACAAGACGAGCAAGAUAAACGAAAUGUUUUGGUAAAAUUAGAAGAGAAUUGUGAGCUUGAGUGUGAAGACGGAACUUCUGAGUGUGCCUCCGGAAUUGAGAUGUCGGUGGUCGAAAUUGUACCAGUUGUGCCAGACAAAUGGAACGAUGAAUUGGUUGCUUGUGACAGUAAAAAUAAUGAUGCUGAAAUACAACAUUCUCUGCCUUGUUGCUAUGGUGAUGCUACCUCUACAGAAAACAAGGUCAAUGAAAAUAUUCCCGAAGAAUAUGAUUCAGAAAAGUUGGUUCUGGAUGAAGAAACUGAGGCGGGAAAUGUUGGUAAAGUUGAAAAAGAUGUGACGAAUUUUCAAGAGGAAAUAAAACAAUUUGAGUUGAAAGUUGGAGAAGAUUGGACUGUAACAAAAAGGGCUGAUGGAACGUGUGCUGUCGGCGAAGAUAGUGUUGCCGUUUUAUCGGAACAUCUUAACGAGCUUUUAAUUGRCAAAGAAGAAAAACAAACUGAUACUGAAAAUACUUUGGGUGAAGAACCGUUGGUAAAAAUAGCAACGGAUUCAAGAUGCUAUGAUGAAGUCACGCAAGACGAGGGCACAAGAGUAACGCAAGGCAUAGGACAGGAAAAGCAAAUUCCUUCAGAGUGCCUGGCAAUAGGACAGGAAGUGGACGGGGGUGUAACGCAAGGAGAGUCAGAUUUGAAACAAGAUGCUGUUGUAAAAGCAACGCAAGGCAUAGGAAAGGAAGACCAAAUCCAUUCAGAAGGUCAGACCAAAGAAACGGAAGAGGGAGAUGCAACACAAGAAGAGGAAAGUGUAACGCAAGGAGAGSCAGAUGUGAAGCGAGAUACUGCUGUAAAAGUAACGCAAGGUGUAGGACUUGAAGACCAAAUCCAUUCAGAAGGUCAGACUAAAGAAACGAAAGAGGGGGAUGCAACACAAGAAGAGAAAAGUGUAACGCAAGAUUUAGACAAAGAUGUGACAAGGGUAACGCAAGAUACAGAAAAGAAACUGGAACUGGAAGAUUGUGUGACUCAAGGGUUAGAGAGGAGAGUAACGCAAGAAGUUAAGGAUGUUGGCCAGGAAAAUGGGGAAGAACCAGUGCAAAAAGUGUUAAAAGAGAAUGAAUUGAAUAAAGACAGGGACAUAACGCAAGAAACAGAAGAAAGAGUAACGCAACAAGCAAAAAAGGAAGCAAGGCAAGACGCCUCACGUGUCGAAACGUCAAACCAAGUUGUAACACAAGUCGAGCAAAGUGUCAUGCAAGGCGUAACGCGUGAAACAGCUCCUUCCAAAGAUGUUGCACUUGAAAUGGAGAAGAGAAUAGCGGAACAAGUACUGCGAGACGAAAAACAUAUAGAAGAAGAAAUGCUGGAAGAAAAACAAAAGGAGAAAACCAAGGGACAAGUAACGCAACGCGAAGACCUCGCGCAACACGUCAAGCAAGAGGUAACGCAAGAAUACAAAGAUGACUUAAAAGAACUCAAAAUAGAGAAAGAGAUAACGCAAGAAGAGAAACGAGUAAAGCUACUAGAAGAAAACGUAACAGAUGAUUUCGAAGGUGCAACCGGAGAUGUCAAUGCAAUACGGCAACUAAUACGAGAAGUAAUGCAAUCUGAAAUAGAAGGGUGUGUAACGCAAGAAGCAGAAAAGAAUGCAAAGGAAGAAGUCGAUGGCGUUAUAAAACAAACACAAAAAGAGAAGGAUAGAAAACAAGAAGAAGAAGAAGAAAAAGUAACAAUGAAGAAAGGGUUUGAGGAGAAAACCCGGGAAGUUACAAGACAAGAACGAGAGUGUGAACCCUUGGAAAGGAGAAAUGAGACAGUGAAUCAGUUUUCAACAGACAAACAGCAAGAAGAAGAAUUGAAAGACUAUAAGAAGAUAGCAAGAGACUCAGGGAUCAGUGUUAAUUCUCAGGGAAAUUGGAUUGAAGGUGCUGAACCAAAAGACAAAUCUUGUGAGACAGUUAGAAAAUGUGAAAAUGAAAAUGAAAUGGCUUGUUCGCAAGAAACAGAGGAAGAUGAAGACAAACAAAACCGAAUCCGUUCAUUUGAAAUGCUAGUUCAUUUAGAGACGAUAAUAAAAGAGCUGGAGAUGUAUCGCUCCGAGCAAAAAAAAUUACGAGAUUCAUUUAAAACUUGUAUGAACGAAGUUAUGAUAAAUUUAAGUUCCAUGACCAAGGCUGUGCAAGUGAUGGAAACACGAUUGAACCAAAAAAUCAAAGACGCUCAUGAGGAACUCAAGAAGUGCUAUGAGAACCUAGAAGGAAACAGAGCUACUGUACUUUCAAUGGAUACUCUUCUGAGAAGCUAUACUGCAACACAGAACCAGUUUGGUGACUUAAGACAGAGAGUCAAAGACUUAGAAAUCAUUUGUACGGCUUUGAAUGUAACCGAAAUGCAAGAUAAGCUAUCAAACCAAGUGUCAGCCGAGAUUGAUACGAUGGAUAAAAGAGUACGGUUCACCGAGAACGAUAUCAGUGAUUUGAAACUGCGGGUAACUGAGCUUGAAGCGGAGUGUUCUUCGUUGAGAAAACUAUCACCAAGCGAGAAACAACAGGAAAUCCAGGUUUGGAAAAAAGAACUGAAAUUUGGUAGAGUCAACUCAAGAAUAAAAAAUUCACAAGGAAGAAUGAGAGGGGAUUUGAAUGAAGAAGCGUCACUCAGUAGGAGUUCGCCCGUAAUAGGACCUGGUCAGCGGUAUUGUGGACUGUAUUCGGAGGAAGUUUGAACUGGCUAUUUAACGUUUCGUUUUUUCGAAGACAUUAGUUUGGAAGCGUUCUGAUGAAGAAAUAUUUUUGGCGGGAAAUUGAAAAGGCGUUUAUAUUUUGCUGGUUUUCAAAGACGCCAUGUUGCGGGUUGAAUAUAAAAGUAUUUGUCAGUCAUUGGCGUUUUGUUAAAUCAUCCAACAUGGCGGCCAUGUCAUGGAGGUAUGACUGCAAACCAGCAACACUUCCUUUGAAUACUUAUUUUAAGUUGAAAUUUUUGAAACUUCACUUGAAACUGUAAUAUAAAUGAAAGCGUUAAAGCAAAACUCAUUUAUAAAGUCAAACAUAAAAGUAUGUAGUUAGAAUAUAAAUAAGCUACCAGUUCAAUGGAUAUAUCUAGAAAAUCCAUACUUCGCAAUUUAAUGUAUAUAAGUUACAUCAAUAAAGAUUUUAUUUACUUUCAA